Argentina anserina (silverweed cinquefoil) is the source of this 745-nucleotide messenger RNA. Its product is annotated as protein vip1-like. The transcript is spliced from 4 exons. Lineage: Eukaryota; Viridiplantae; Streptophyta; Magnoliopsida; Rosales; Rosaceae. The record is from RefSeq and is a predicted model, not a curated record. Bases 41 to 625 code for a protein of 194 amino acids. Gene Ontology annotation, molecular function: RNA binding.
AAUAUUUGAAGGGUGUUGAGUGACUCUGAACUUAACUACAAUGGACACAGAGGAUUUAACUGUUCAAGUUCUCAACCUUUCUCCAAGGGUGACCAUCACAGACUUGAUUACAUUCUUCUCAUAUUGUGGAACUGUUCACAAUAUCCAGCUCUUGAGAGAUAAACAGCAAUCACCCUAUGCUUUGGUAACUUUUGGGCAGCCUUAUGCUUUCCAAACUGCUCUUCUCCUAGAUGAUGCUGUGUUUGGAGGGAAACCCAUUUGCAUAUUACCUGCAUGUGUUAUAAGAGUUCCUAUUGAAUCAGAUGAAGACAUUGAUGAGUCCCAGACCAAAUCCCAAGGACACAAGAUUUCAGUAAAUAGAACGAUGGAGCAUAUAGCAACAUCAAAAGGCCUUGAAGUAAAGUUGAAAGAAAGCAGGGAUGAGUUGGGGGAGAGCUUGAAGCUUUCGGCCGAGAAAGGAAGAAAGGUGGUAAUUGAACAAGCAAAAUCAGCCAUUUAUGCAGUUGAGUAUGCAGCAGGUCGCAUGGGAAGUGCCAUCAAGAACAACCACUUCAUGUCAAAUGUACUUGACAAAGCCUCAAGAUCUGCCUCAGACUUUGGAAUUAGGAAGAAGCAACCUGUUUGAGCUUAUUCUUCUGUUAUCAAAACGCAAUAGAUAAUUUUACAUAAGCUACCGGAAAUUUGUAACUAAAUUUACAAGAACAAAGCUACCAACCUUGAAUAAGUUGGUAUACAAUUGUUGGCA